UGAUGUACAUCAGUGACAGUACAUCAGACAUCAGUGUCCAUGCGUUUCCAUGCUUUAAGAUGCACUAAGCUUGGACCAUCCAAAACAGCCACUGGGGAAGAGAGAAGAUCUUCUGUUUUGGUGACUCAGAGCUGGAAGUGCAAAGCGGUUUCGAGGACAUCAUCUUGGACCCCACAGACACACAAACUUACACACACUCACUCAUACACAUUGUAACAGGCACACAGCUGGUUAUAACCAGGCAUUUGACCCCACUUGCAUUUACGGUCUCAGGUGUGAGGAGCCAUUUAGUCACGACAGACAGACAUUAGUGAGAUUCACUCGCUCCCCCUGAGAGAAAACAUCACUGUUGUGUUUACACCUGUUACCACACCUGAAAUUAUAUUACUUCAUAAUGUAUUAUUUAGUUUAAAUUUUUUGCAUAUCAGAAACGAGCUUAAUUUACCAAGCACCCACAAUCUCCUCUCUCAUGGGAGUAACAUAGAGCCCAAAUUAGUUCACACACUCUCUGCUCUCGCUCUCUUACUUUCUUUCUCCACCCACAAACACACACACAUAGACUCAUCUGCACCUUGUUCAAAAUGGCCUCCUCCUCGAGCGAGAUCGGCUGGGGAAGGACGGGGCUCUCGUGGUGACUGGAGGAGGGGAGGGAGAAGGGCGGGGCUGGACCCAUGUCGUGGAAGCGGAACUACUUUGCGUCAGGCAGCAGCGGGCUGCAGGGGAUGUUCACCCCUCGCACCAUGACCUCCAUCGCUCCCAGCAAAGGCCUGAGCAACGAGCCGGGUCAGAACAGCUGCUUCCUGAACAGUGCACUUCAGGUCCUUUGGCAUCUUGACAUCUUCCGCAGAAGUUUCCGGCAAUUGAACACCCACAAGUGCAUGGAGGACUCGUGUAUCUUCUGUGCUCUAAAGAGCAUCUUUGCCCAGUUCCAGUUCAGCAGUGAAAAGGUGCUCCCAUCCGACGCCCUGCGCAGCGCUCUAGCCAAAACCUUCCAGGACGAGCAGCGGUUCCAGCUGGGCAUCAUGGACGACGCGGCCGAGUGUUUCGAGAACCUCCUGAUGAGGAUACACUUCCACAUCUCAGACGAGACCAAGGAGGACAUCUGCACGGCCAAGCACUGCAUCCCGCAUCAGAAAUUUGCCAUGACACUUUUCGAACAGUGUGUUUGUAAUAAUUGUGGAGCCACAUCAGAUCCUCUCCCCUUUAUUCAGAUGGUGCACUACAUCUCCACCACCUCUCUCUGUAACCAAGCCGUCCGAAUGCUGGAAUGUAAAGAAAAGCCAACACCCGACAUGUUUGGAGAGCUUCUCCGCAAUGCCAGCACCAUGGGCGACCUGCGAAACUGUCCGAGUAAUUGUGGUGAGAUGUUGCGGAUCAGGCGCGUUCUGAUGAACUGCCCGGAGAUCAUCAGCAUCGGCCUGGUGUGGGACUCGGACCACUCUGAUCUGGCAGAAGAUGUCAUCCACAGCCUGGGCACGUGCCUGCGGCUGGGUGAUUUGUUCUACCGUGUGACGGAUGAGCGGGCCAAGCAAUCAGAGCUCUACCUUGUGGGCAUGGUGUGCUACUACGGCAAGCAUUACUCCACCUUCUUCUUUCAGACCAAGAUACGCAAGUGGAUGUAUUUCGAUGACGCACAUGUGAAGGAGAUCGGACCUAAGUGGAAGGACGUGGUGUCGCGAUGUAUAAAGGGCCACUACCAGCCGCUCCUGCUGCUGUAUGCCGAUCCCCGUGGGACGCCCGUGUCGUUUCAGGACACGCUGACAGCACAGCUAGAUCUGCACCACAGCAGCAAGGCUGGCUAUGACAGCGAAGACUCCGGGAGGGAACCCUCGAUUUCAAGUGACACGCGCACAGAUUCUUCCACAGACAGCUACAGCUACAAGCACUCUCGAUCGCACCACGAGUCCAUGGCCUCUCAUUUCUCAUCUGACUCUCAGGGAACUGUGGUGUGUAAUCAGGACAGCAGCGGUUCCCAGAACAGUAUGGACACUGCAGGGGAGGUUCUUAAAGAUCAGGCCACGCCCCUUUGUACGCAGAGGCCCUCCUCCACUGGCCAUCUGCAGGACUAUAAGGAGACUCACAGCAGACCCCUCUCAUCGUCCUCUAGCUCAGGGAUGGGCGGCUCGGAGGCCGGAGCGCAAGCUAGGGACUGGGAAGAUGAGAGCACCAGUAGCGAGUCCAAAUCCAGUUCCAGUGGGGGGCGCUAUCGACCAACCUGGAGACCCAGAAGAGAAGCCCUGAACAUCGACAGCAUCUUCAGCCGGGAGAGGCAUCGGCCGGCAGGAUAUGCUACACUUGGACCCUCCCCGCUGCCGGAAGAUGUGGUCUCACCCGUAAAGAGUGAGUUGGUCUUAGCGGCUGCUGAAGAGGAUUCAAACAUAGCAGCAAUGGAGGCAGGGGACGUGAUUGAUGGCUCAGGGUGCAUGUCAGAGUUGGGGGUGGAGCAUCGUCCGAUCCCACCCCCUUUAAGAGGCGUGGAGCAGCCGCCACGGCUGAUUCAGAGGAUGGAGAGUGGUUACGAAAGCAGCGAGAGAAACAGCAACAGUCCGAUUAGCAUGGACAUGCCACUUAGUGACAACCCAAACACCAAUGCACACAGGGACAGUGGCAGUAAGAGGCCUGUAACUUCAGGGCCCUCCUGGCGUUCUGUGCCCAAAUCCAAAAGCAGCAGUGCCAUCCUGCAAGACCUCAAAUCACCAACCUGGAGCAGCGCUCCGCUAAGUUUGGGCGAGGGCCGCAGUGAACUGGAUGAAUUGCAGGAGGAAGUUGCCCGCAGGGCCCGACAGCAGGAGCUGCAGAGGAAGAAGGAGAAGGAGAGAGAAGCCGCCCAGGGCUUCAACCCCAGACCUAGCAAGUUCAUGGACUUGGAUGAACUUCAGCACCAGGGGAAGGGGGGCAGUUUUGAGCACUGCCUGGCAGAGGCUGACUCUCUCUUAGAGCAGUCGCUGCGUCUGGAGCAGGCCGGGGACACGGCUACAGCCCUGGCGCUUUCCCAUCACGCUGUGUCUAAACUAAGAUUUUCCAUGCAUGAGGGCAGUGCUAACACUCAUAGCAGGACAAUGGCUGCUGACGCCAAGCUGCAAAAAUGCAUGAGGAGAGCGCGGGGCCUACAGCAGCGCAUGCAACAACAGCAAGAGAACCAGCAGGAGACCGGCCACCCGCAGGGGCCCUCCAGUGAACAACCUGGCAAGGUCCAAGUAUUGUUGACAGACAAUCAGGAAGAGGUCUGGGAGACCAAUCAGGAUUCCGUGCUUGGCCCACCCUCUCCUCAUCACAUGAAAUCAACCCCCUUGUGUACAAACUUGCCAUCUCAAGCCUCUAGCCGCCCACCACUCAGCAAUGCCCGACCUGCCUCUUCUCAGCCACACCCCCAAGAGCCUAAUGAAGAUGAUUGGCCAACACAGCAUGAGGAGGAUUGGAGUGGCAUCCAAUUGUCAGACCUUCUCCAUGUUUCAGGUGUUCGAAUCAGGCCUAUUCGUAAGCACCUGGCCAUAUCUCUGCCCUCUUUGCCCCUUGACUUCUGGGGUGUGUUGGGAGAAAACGAAGAGGUCCCCAGCCAUCAGGUUCCUCAGGCUUUGGUCUCUCAAUCUCCUUCCCAAAAUCCUUCUGUGUGGAAGGACACUGGAGAUUGUCCAGAUCGAAUAUCCCAAUCUAACAGGGCCACCAGUUCAUCACCCGCAUCCCCUUAUACUGAGGAGAAGGGGCCGAUGCCCCGAAAAGCCCCCAUAUGGCAGCCCCUAUGCAUGGCUUCCCAGCCUCGCUCACCUGUCCUGUCUCACUCCGAACCGGCUCCUCCUGUUGCUGCUCGCCAUUGGUCUUCCUGGAGCUUAGACCGUCCCGAUGCUGUCGUUAUCCCCUACGCGACGCGUCCUGACCAGAACCAAAGGACCCUCUCUCAGCACACUCCUAGAAGGCAUUUUCCCCUGCAUAGUCCCAUUAGCACCAGAAAAAAAUGUGCCCCUAAGUACUCCACUUUUCAGAAUGCCCCAGGUAUGGAGCUGGAACCUACAGAGCCCGAAGACCAGGAACUCUCUGAAUUAGAUUCGCUCUACCAGGCCAGUCUCCAGGCUGGCCCCAGUCCUGGCCGAGCCCUGUGUGGUACCAGCUCACCUAUUGUAGGAAGACCAGUACCUCCAGCUGCACGAAAGCUGCUCACUGGAGUCGGACGCUCUCGGACCCCCACGGCUGAGCUUGAGAGAACUGCUUAUGGACCACCUGGUUGUUACAGCCCCACUGGGUACAUGAACAUGUCGGGAGAGGAAGACCAAUACGACGCAGAUCACUUCCGACGCGUUGCCCGCAGCUUGAGCGGAACCUUCAUCGGACGCCGUCAGAACCGUCUCGCGGUGUCUAGAAGUUUCUACGUAAACAUGGGGGACACCGGGGUUACAUCAUAUCAGAGCACUGUGUACUCGCCUAAUUGUCUUCAGUUUUCAUUGUCUCCGUCAGACCUUCAUCUGCUUCCACCAAGCUCUCUUCGCCACCAUCCAUCCUCUUCACCCAUUUCCCAUCAGCCUGGCCCUUGUGGAGAGGCCCCAGGACGUCUCAAGAGGUUCUCCGAGUUUCUGGCUGUGUUUGACCGGUGUCAAGCUCUCUCCAGUGAGCAGCACUACAGUCCAGCACUGAGGUGUCCACAGACGGUCAGUCUCUCUCGGGUUCUUUUCCCAACCACGGGGACUGGCCUUCAACGUGAUCCUUCAGCCCUGGACGUUUUGCACAGAUGUAUCGGUUUCCCAGGAUUCCCCUUUUGCACAGGAGCAUGUCCCUGAUCCAGGACUGACGCCGACCACCCUGCAUUCUGUAUCGUCCCCUGGGUAAUUUUCGUCCGUCAAUGCGCUCUCGUCCCGCACAGCCGCUAUCAUGCAAACGCUCAAUCCACAGCAUGACGGAAAGAGAUAUCAAAAACUGACCCUUUCUUAUUUUAUUGUACAGCAGUGGGAUGGCGUGAUGCCUUUAAGGCUGAGGUCGUGUGUAUGUGUGACUAACCUACGGUCAGCCCUGCAGCAUGUAAUGAUAGGAGCGUGGGGUUCAGACCGAGACCCCCGCAGUGAGCCAUUCAACCCAGAGCACUUAACUAAAUUAAAUGCUUUUUAACGGGAAACUCUCAAUUAAACGCAGAGACGCAGACCUCCACGCUGCACUAAAUGAUAAGUGUGUGUGUGUGUGUGCAUGUGGUAGGGAGGGGCUUGUUGAAACCCCGCCCCUUUUGUCACCUAUCUGCAAGGACACUUUUUCUCUUCGCCUGAUGCAAAUCCUCAGCAACCAAUGUCCCGAAACGAUCUCUGCUGGGCAUCUUUUCCCCAACCGGGAUGGUUUCCUGCAGAUGCAACGAACUCACACUUCUGAAACGUAAAGAGAGAGAUGAGAGAUGUUUUGUAUGAUGUCAUCUCUCAGCUCCGGUGCUUUUUCUCAAAGCAGGCAUGUAAAUCUGCAGCCCCGGGCAUGAAGAGCAGACAGAACUGAUCUCUUCUGACCUUUUCCUCCUACUUCUCCGAUACGGGCAUUUCCUGUAGCACACGGCUGUUUGUGUCUCCAGUUCCAGGCAAGGACUGUACGCGUUUGACCGGACUUACAGUACGAAAUGAAUUUAUUGUUAAAAGCAUCAUUCUUGAGAUAUACAGAGGAAUGGAGAAACCACGUAAUGACGUUAUGGAAUGUUAAAUCAAGUCUAGUGGUAAUCAUUAUUAUCUGCAUUAAGAGAAGUAUAGUACACUUCAGAAGUGUAAAGCUGGAGAAAAAACGCUAUUUUAAAUCCAUUGACCGUUCUCCCGUUUAUACAGGGAGAUAUGCCAAGUUAAGCUUCGUUUCUAUUGUUUCAUUUUUUUAAGCAGAAGUCAUAGCUGUAAGUCUGGUACAAGCAUUCUAAAGGCACGGGAGAAGACUGCAGGCCUGUAAGAUGGAAAUCAUCUCAUUUGUUGUUUGUAGAAUCUACAUAGUUUCUAGAUUUUGCUUUAAAGCAACACAGUGGCCCUGAUAGCUUAGAAACGAUCGACUGUGGAUAGGAAGAUGCUACAAAGCUUUGCUAUAGUGUGUUUGGAUAAUAUGAGAGGCCUUACGCGAGGAAUGCUUUCAUGCAAGUAUUCAAAUAAAUGUUAGAAGAUAUACUAACAGAUGUGGUACUGAUUGACAAGGGUUUUAUAUCACAAUAUAGUAUGAUUAAUGCAGUAUUUAACCUUAUCCAUUCUAAUCAUAAUGUGCUGUGAUAUAUAUUUUUAUUUAAAGCCUCUAAAAUUAAAAUCGCUGUAAACGAAUUGACUUAAACAGUUUUAGAAGAUCCUGUUUAACUUAACCAAAGAUUGGCUCUAACACAAAGAUAUAUGCUUUUUUUUACGUCAUUGGUCACUUUUCUUUUCACUUGAAGGAUGUUUCAGAAUGUAGCAAAGGCGAUGUACGAGUAUGCUAUGCAAAAUGCUCUCUCCUUGAACUACCAGCAAAGAGUCAGAUUGGGACAAAAUCAAAUAUUUUUUCUUCUCUUUUUUUCUAUAUACUGACGAAAAUGGUUUCCUGCUGAAUUGUCGAAUCUUUACUUUAUUAAUUAUCUGUACAGUUAACAGCCUUUGAAUGCGAGUUGUAGACAACGGAGGAUGGAUUUCUCAAAGAUGAAAUAGCAUUUCAAUGGUUUUCCAAUUCGGGACUCGUUUGUAAAUGCUUGAGGUUGAGUGAACUUGUAUUUUUGCAAUAAAGUUAUUACCAAUGCACUCCAGCAGGGGCGCUGCACAAACGCCUAUACUCUGUGUCCUGUGUUU
This is a messenger RNA of Triplophysa rosa, 6746 nucleotides long. It is a transcript of the gene usp54b, whose product is annotated as ubiquitin specific peptidase 54b. Lineage: Eukaryota; Metazoa; Chordata; Actinopteri; Cypriniformes; Nemacheilidae. Gene Ontology annotation, biological process: protein deubiquitination. The record is from RefSeq and is a predicted model, not a curated record. Gene Ontology annotation, molecular function: cysteine-type deubiquitinase activity.